Rotaria sordida is the source of this 1551-nucleotide messenger RNA. Lineage: Eukaryota; Metazoa; Rotifera; Eurotatoria; Philodinida; Philodinidae. The record is from the annotation of a GenBank genome assembly.
AUGCAUACCUAUUCUAUAAAACAUCUAUUAUAUAAUUGUCUUCGAUUUCUAUCCAAACGAAAUAUUCGUAUUUGUUGUAUAUUUUUAUUUAUUUUCAGUUGUAUAAUUUGGUUACUUUUCUUUGUUAAAAUAAUAUCAAUACAUUCAAAUAAUUUAUAUUCAUCUUCUUCAUAUGAUUUAUUAGGUAAUUGUAUGUUAGAUGAUACACCAUGUUUACCUGAUAUUGAACAAGCACUUAAUCGUUAUUUUUCUAAAUUAAAAAGAAAAUUUUCAAUGUUAUUAACAUAUCAUCCAACAAUUGAUUGUGAACAUGGUCGUUAUUUAUUAUUAAAUAAUGCUAUAGGUUCUCAUACAUUUCAUGGUACUGGAUCUAAAUUAAUGUGGUAUUUAGGUGUACUUAAUAUAGCAUAUAAAUUAAAUUUAACAUUAAUACAUCUUGAUUGGAUUGCUGAACAUACAGAUGAUGAAAAAAAUAUUGAAAGAGAAAAAUAUUGGCAAUUUUUUGAUUGGGAAAUUCCAUAUUCAGCUUAUAAUUUAUGUCCAGAAAAUUCAUCUAUUAAACGAAAUAUAUUUCAAUAUGAUUUAAUAGCAAAUCAAACAUUUGAUCAACAUCAUCAUGGUAAACAACCAUUUACAAUUAAAUCAUUUUUUAAAACACGAUUCAAUCAUUUUAUAAAUAAUCUUUCGAAUGUUGGUUUUACAUUUUAUUCUAGUCGAACAUUUACUAUUACAUCAUCACUUAUGGAAAUUGGCGUAGUUUUUGAAAUUCGUUGGUGGUUACAACAUCGAAAAUUAUAUAAUAAAUAUAAAGGUGUUUGGUCAGGUAUUCCUAUUUUAUCUAAUUAUCAACCAAUUGAUUAUUUUCAAUAUAUUACAUCAACUAAUACAAUCAAUACUAAUUCUCAACUAGAUAUUCAAUGUUCAUCAAUUAAUAUACAUGAUGUUUUAUUAAUUGGUGUACAUAUACGUCAUGGUGAUGUUGUAAAACGUGAUAAUCAAGGUCGGAUUAUAUCGGGUGACCUAUAUCGUUAUAUAGCAAAUUCAGCUUAUGCACCUUUACUAAUUUUUCUAAUUAAUGCAUUACCUAUUCAAAUACAAAAUAAAUAUUUGAUAACAAUUUAUAGUGAAGGUCGAAUAGAUGAUUUUCAUGAUAUACUUAUAAGUUUAAAAGAAAUUUUACCUGAAACACGUUGUCAUAUAUCAUUUUUUUUAAAUGGUCGAACAUCUGAAACAUUUAAUCGUUUAUUACGUGAUGAUAUUUUAAUAAAUGCAUUAAGUACAUUUAGUAUGGCUUCUGGUAUAUUUAAUAGUCGACAAUUAAAAAUAGGACCAUAUCAUAAUCGUGGAAGAGUACAUGGUAUGAGAAAUUAUAUAAGUUUAAAUUUAAAUAUAAAUCAUACAAAAUUUCAAAUAACAGAAGAAAAAAAACAAUUAAUUAAACAACGUAUAGAAUAUAUUUGGAAACAAAAACAAGCACAAAAAAAAACUUCUAUUCCAUUAUGGUUAGAUAAUUAUUCAUCGGAUUAUCCAGAAGAAUUUAUGUUAAUUUAA